AUGCCUCCUGUCCAGGAAGUUCAUAAGCAUCACAUAUCUUAUGUGCCAGCCCUUGAAAGCGAGGACAACUUCGAUGAGUGGAAGAGAAACGUCAUACGGGCACUCACUGCCAGAGGGCUGCUUCACGUCCUCGAGGGAGUCCAACCUGACCAAGAGACCAGUCAAGAUGAGGAGGAAUAUGGCAGCUCCCCGGUGCCUGAAAUCUCUGUUGACAUUUGUACCGUGAGCUCUUUCGACGAAAACGAUUACUUUGAAGUUUCCCAGCCGCUAUCCUUCGGAGAAACUUCUGACACGGGAUGCCAUCGUUGCGCGAGUGAUUACGCCAACCAGCCACACGCAAAAAGCAGCGUUGAUGCCGCGAGCAACAUGAAGGCCAAGCAGGAGAAGCAGCGCAGCAUGGAGCGCAACGAGGCCCUCUUGCUCAUGUCGCAGUCUUUGGCGGGUAUGCACGAGUGGUUGGUCCUCCACGGCUUCGACGCGAGCGAGGAAGAGCCGGCGCGAUACUUCCAGGCCGUCCAAGACGUCUUUACGCGGCUCUCCACCUGGAACUUGGAGCGUACAAAGGCAGAUCUGCAGAAUAUCAAGCCGGAUACCCGCAAGACGUUCCAGGCCUACCAGCAGCGUCUCAUGUUUCUGCGCAACCGCUAUCUCAGGGCCGAGGGUCGCAAGCCACGUGACGAACGCGAGCGCGAAGUCUUGUGGUGGGCCAUCGGCGGCAUUAAGAACUGGAACGGGACGUUGCAUGCAAGACUCGCCCGGGACAUGAUGGAGGCACCUGGCAGUGGUCAGAAGCUGACCUGGCCCCGCCUGAUGAUGCAGCUUGCCUACAUUCAUGAAUGUGAUCUUGCCUACAUUCAUAAAUGUGACAGGUACGAUUAUAUCCUCGAGCCUGCUGUCAUUGAUAGCUAG
This is a messenger RNA of Pyricularia grisea, 909 nucleotides long. RefSeq lists its product as uncharacterized. The coding region runs from base 1 to 909 and encodes 302 amino acids. The record is from RefSeq and is a predicted model, not a curated record. The transcript has 3 exons. NCBI's taxonomy places the organism in Eukaryota, Fungi, Ascomycota, Sordariomycetes, Magnaporthales, Pyriculariaceae.